UGCGCAUGCGACGUCCCCGGCGUAGCGCCACAGCUCGCGGCCGUCUCCGCAAUGACAGCCCUCUGCCAUGAACACCACCACACCUUCGCCUAUGCUACAUGCUUCUUUAUGUAGUUAGCAAGCGCUAUGAGCUCGUAAACGUCGGAGCGCUCUUCAUGACGUGGCAGCACGAGCGACGUCCGCGCCACGACACCUGCCAGCUCGCCCUGCCGCAACCACGCGUAUGACGCUGCGUUGCACUAGCACACGCCUACAUCCAUAUUCGGCUUGUUUCUUGGCAGGGGCUCUUCUCUAAGGAUGUGAAGGCGACCGUGCGACGUAACUGCGAUGUAGUACACUAUUUAAUCUCGGGCAGAUCCACAACGGCUGCGAUGGGACGGCGCUGGUGGCCGCUCGUCGUGUCCUGGACGCUGUGCUUCCUCCUGCUCCUCGAGCUUCCGCGGCUCGCGACGCCGACGCACCUCGACGUGGACGAUCCGCAGAGCAUCGCGCUCGAGGCCCUCACGGCCAAGUCGUCGCGUGUGCUGCACUGGGGCCAGCACGACUACCACCGCUUCGUCUUGCAGCCGUCGAGACCCUACGGCCUCGUCGUGCUCGUCACGGCGGCGGCGUCCUCGUACAAGUGCGACAUGUGCCGGCCGCUCGAGGACGAGUUCAAGAUCGCUGCCGGCCACUAUGCGCAGCAUCGCGAGCGUCGCCGGAACGCGUCGCCAUUGUACUUUGUCAUCCUCGAUGCCGACCGCAUCCGCGACUUUUUCAUUCAGCACAAGAUCAAGAACGUGCCACUGCUCGGGUACUUGGAGCCCAAGGAGAACGAUGCGCGGGACGGCACGGUGCGCCUCAGCGCCACAAACACAGUUCCCAACGCCGCCAGCAUCAUCGAGUACUGCAACGUCGUGCACGCAACUGACAUUCCGCGGCCCGUCUACUUUCGGCGGACGUUUACGAUUUCGUCGAUCCUGGCGCUCGCGUUCAGCGGGUCGGCGCACUACAUGUGCACGCACUUGGCGUCGCUUUUGGAGCUCGUGCAGAGCCGGCAGUUUUGGUUUGCUGUGUCCAUGGGGAUCUAUGGUAUCUCGGUCGGCGGGCUUGUCUUUUCGGCGACGACGGCGCUGCCACCGCUCCCACCGGGCGAGCGUGUGCCGUGGUUCCACCCGCACUUGCACCAGCAGUACCUCGGCGAAGCGCUCAUCGUGAUCUUCCUCAACAGUGUCAUCGCCUACUGCCUCAUCAAGCUCCUCGAGCACAAGCCGGCGCGAACCGCCGCGACUGGCAGCGUGAGCCCUUUCAGCGCUGUGCAUACCGCAUCGCCGCUCUCGCUCAAGACGCUGCAUGAGACCGCGUCGCAUGCGUUCCACUUGUCGAUUCUUCUCUACACGCUCUCGCUCGUAUGCCACAUCUUUGCGACCAAGUACCCGCACUACUCGGUGUGGGCGACGCUCCCGAGCUUCGUCCAAAGCUGGGUGCAACUCGCGUACGUGAGUCCGAUAUGGGGCUGGUUCUUUCAGCUGCUCGACAAACUGCGGGUCUGGCUCUUACGACCACUUUAAGCAUAAAUCUUUCAUCUAUUCC
Messenger RNA from Saprolegnia diclina VS20, 1572 nucleotides. RefSeq lists its product as hypothetical. The record is from RefSeq and is a predicted model, not a curated record. Gene Ontology annotation, cellular component: oligosaccharyltransferase complex. The coding region runs from base 372 to 1550 and encodes 392 amino acids. Lineage: Eukaryota; Oomycota; Saprolegniomycetes; Saprolegniales; Saprolegniaceae. The transcript has 6 exons.